AUGAAGCCGUUACCGAUAGGGUUAGAAGAAAUCGUUGGUUGUGUAUGGUUUCAAAACAAACGAUCGAAGGAGCGGCGUCUAAAACAACUGACGUCGAUGGGACGGGGUCCUUUCUUCGGGUCAUCGCGGAAGAUGCGUGGGUUCCCAAUGAACCUAUCCCCUGGCGGCCUCGAGGAAGGACCGCCGGGGUUUCCGUACUUCGCGACUGCGGAUGGAAAGUUCGAGUUUGGAUAUGGCCCGCCGUUCCACCAUGAUGCGCCGUUUUUCCAUCCGCCGCCGGCGAUGCCGUUCAAUCAGCCAGGCGGAAUGGAAUCGAUGCCGGGCGGCGAAUUCCCUGAACAGUUUCCACCGCCAGACCACCUGGUCUUGCCCCGGCCUUCCUCCCCCGAGUUCACGUUCGGCGACGCCCCCCCACCCCUCCACCCGGAGGGUCUGGUCUGGUAG
This is a messenger RNA of Diatraea saccharalis (sugarcane borer), 444 nucleotides long. The record is from the annotation of a GenBank genome assembly. Lineage: Eukaryota; Metazoa; Arthropoda; Insecta; Lepidoptera; Crambidae.